Suillus clintonianus is the source of this 4176-nucleotide messenger RNA. Its product is annotated as ABC-2 type transporter-domain-containing protein. Gene Ontology annotation, molecular function: ABC-type transporter activity; ATP hydrolysis activity; ATP binding. Gene Ontology annotation, cellular component: membrane. The transcript is spliced from 20 exons. Gene Ontology annotation, biological process: transmembrane transport. The coding region runs from base 1 to 4176 and encodes 1391 amino acids. The record is from RefSeq and is a predicted model, not a curated record. NCBI's taxonomy places the organism in Eukaryota, Fungi, Basidiomycota, Agaricomycetes, Boletales, Suillaceae.
AUGGAAAGCGGAUCUGGUAGUGGUGAUGAUGGCUUUGAUUUUGAGCAGACUCUGAAGGACCUCGUUCGACGACGGGGUGAAGCCUCCAUUAAGGCCCGUGAGUUGGGCGUGAUGUUUCAAGAUUUGCGCAUAGCCGGCCUUGGAGCACGUGCAACACUGCAGCCCACAAUGGGCUCCAUAUUGAAUCCCUCUACUGCCCUGAAAAAUAUCACCGCAAUGCGCAAUCCCGAAAUCCGUGACAUUCUGUCAGGCUUUGAAGGCGUGGUAAUGCCAGGAGAGAUGUUGCUUGUUCUGGGGCGUCCUGGUUCCGGCUGUAGCACGUUCCUAAAAGCGCUCUCCAAUCAGACGUCGGAGUAUCACGCUGUCGAAGGUGAUAUAUGUUACGACUCCUUCACCCCUGAGGAAAUAGCCAAUCAAUAUCGGGGCGAUGUCAUCUACUGUCCCGAAGAUGAUGUCCAUUUUCCGACCCUCACAGUUGAGCAGACACUAUCCUUCGCAAUCAAAACCCGUACGCCACAUAUGCGCUUUACCAAUCAGUCCCGCGAGCAGUAUAAUCGCGACGUUAUCGACAUCUUGAUCAGGAUUUUCGGACUGCACCACGCACGUAAUACCGUUGUUGGGAACGCCGCUAUACGAGGCGUAUCAGGUGGAGAGAAGAAGCGUGUUUCUAUUGCAGAGGCUUUGUCGUGCAGGAGCUUGAUCAGCUCCUGGGACAACUCGACCCGUGGUCUAGAUGCGUCGACAGCGUUAGAGUUCAUUCAGGCACUUCGCAUUGGCACCGAUAUCGGGCGGAUUACGACAAUUGUCUCUCUUUACCAAGCCGGCGAGCAGUUGUAUAACCUGUUUGACAAGGUAUGCGUUAUCUCCGAGGGCCGAAUGGUCUACUUUGGGCCUGCAAAAGAGGCACGCCAACAUUUCAUGAGUAUGGGAUAUGAACCCUACCACCGACAAACGACGUCUGAUUUUCUUGUUUCUGUCACGGAUCCAAAUGCGAGAAAUUUUCGGGAUGAAGUCGAAGGAACAGUACCCAGAACAGCUGCGGAAAUGGCAGCUUAUUUCCUCGCGUCUCCGCUAGGGAAAGCUAACCGUCAAUCGGUUGAUAACUACCGCGACCUCUAUGUGGGCAAACCCGAACGCAAGGAAGCAUACAACCUUAGUGCGGUAAUGGAGCAUGCGCGUCAUGCGCCGAAGAGUAAUUCCUACACAAUAUCAAUCCCAAUGCAAGUCAGGGCAGUAAUGGUCCGCCGGGUCCAGAUAAUCAAGGGCGAUGUCGUCUCCCAAGUGGUGCAACUUGUCGUACAGAUAUUCCAAGCCAUCGUGAUGGGCACGGUUUUCUAUAACCUCCCCGAUGCAACUUCUGGUUACUUCUCUCGCGGGGGCAUCCUGUUCUUUGCCUUGUUUUUCGGCGCCAUGUCUGCGAUGGCAGAGAUACCUGCCCUCUUUGCUCAGCGUCCCAUAAUCCUCCGUCACCACAAAGCAGCGAUGUAUUAUCCAUUCAUUGAAAGUCUGGCUUACACGGUCGUCGAUAUACCAAUUACGUUCGUCAUCCAGGGUGUUUUCUCUGUACUCCUGUACUUCUUGGUCAACCUUCAGAGGACACCAUCACAGUUCUUCGUAUUCUUCUUGGUGGUUUUCACGAUGACGAUUGCGAUGAAAGGAUUUUUCAGAAUGGUCGCUGCAGCUUUUAAAGAAGAGUCUAGUGCUACAUCAGUCGCUGGCAUUGGCGUCUUGGUCUUCUCGUUGUUCACUGGUUAUACGGUUCCUCGGCUUAGCAUCCCGGGUGCUCUUCGCUGGAUCACUUACUUGAAUCCUCUCGGGUUCGGGUUCGAAUCAUUGAUGAUGAACGAAUUUCACACCUUGAACGGGAUAUGCACUACCUUAGUCCCUCAGGGUCCUGCAUAUCAAAAUAUAUCGCUGACUAAUCAAGUCUGCACCACUGUCGGAGCUCAGCCUGGAAUGUCGACUGUGGACGGUAACGCCUUCACUUACCUAUCGUAUGAUUACAAGUACAGCGAUCUUUGGCGCAAUUACGGCAUUAUCUGUGCAUUUGGUGCCGCUUUCAUUCUCUUGUUGCUCCUCGCUACGGAAUUUAACACCGGAUCGGCAUUUGAUUCUGCUGUCACUCUCUUCAAAAAGCCCAAGAGUGUAGGUUCUGUUGGGCCCGCCAAUGUAAGAAGAGAUGAAGAAAAAGCGGGACCAUCAGCACCUCGUGAAAAUGCGCCCAGACACAGCAAUGCAUCUAGAGGAAAGAAGAAACCUGAGCUUCCCGAUAUCUUCACCUGGCACCAUGUGCAAUACGUUGUGCCAAUUUCAGGGGGGUCAGAGAGGAGGUUGUUGGACAACAUUUCUGGUUAUGUCGCACCUGGAAAGAUAACUGCUCUCAUGGGCGAAUCGGGCGCAGGAAAGACUACUCUGCUCAACGUCCUUGCCGAGCGCGUCGAUGUUGGUGUCGUUUCAGGCGACCGUUUCAUCAAUGGACAACCCCUCCCCUCAGACUUCCAAGCACAAACUGGAUAUUGUCAGCAGACGGAUACCCAUCUACCCCAGGCCACUGUUAGGGAAGCCAUUCUCUCUUCAGCUCAUCUUAGACAAUCAGAAUUUGUCCCUAUGGAGGAGAUUCAGGCUCACGUCGACAAGUGCCUCCAAAUGUGUGGCCUCGAGGCCUAUGCAGACGCAGUUGUGGGCUCGUUGGGCGUUGAACAUAAAAAGCGCACGACAAUAGCCGUCGAACUGGCCGCGAAGCCCAAACUUCUUCUUUUCCUUGAUGAACCUACAUCUGGUCUCGAUUCCCAAUCGGCUUGGGGCAUCAUAACAUUCCUUCGUGAGCUGGCUGACAGUGGACAAGCUAUCUUGUGCACUAUUCAUCAACCUUCUGGGGAGCUUUUUCAAUUGUUUGACAAACUUCUCCUCCUUCGCAAGGGUGGCCAAACCGUCUACUUCGGUGACAUUGGAGAAAAAUCUUCCACGAUGUUGAAAUAUUUCGAGCGCAAUGGAGCCCCACCCUGUGACGAGGAAGCCAACCCUGCGGAAUACAUGCUUGAUGUCAUUGGUGCUGGAGCAACCGCGAACACAUCUGUUGAUUGGCAUAAUGUCUGGCAACUUUCGCCAGAAGCUGUCGUGCUUGAGGAUGAGCUUGGGCGCAUUCAUACUGAAGGUCGAUCUCGUCCCGUUGUCCAGACAGCGCUGCGCACCCGAUUUGCCACUUCAUGGAGGCACCAAACCAUUGCCCUUACACAGCGCAACUACCAAGCAUAUUGGCGGAAUCCAACCUACUUGAUGGCAAAGCUAGGUCUCAAUAUCGCUGGUGGUCUAUUGAUCGGCUUCACAUUCUUCAAGACGAAAGACUCCCUUCAGGGUACACAGAACAAACUCUUUGCAAUUUUCUUGGCCACAAUUUUGUGUGUACCCCUUUCUCAACAGAUGCAGGGGAUCUACAUCGAUAUUCGGUCAAUUUAUGAAGUCCGCGAGCGCCAGAGCAGGAUGUACAAGUGGACUGCUCUCGUAACCUCUCAAAUCCUUGUCGAGAUACCUUGGAAUAUCUUUUGCUCGUCAAUAUUCUUUAUUUGCUGGUACUGGACGGUCGGAUUCGACAAUGACCGGGCCGGAUAUACCUAUCUGGUGUAUGGAGUCAUAUUCCCGCUCUAUUACACGACGAUCGCACUCGCAAUAGCUUCAAUGGCUCCAAGUGCAUUUAUUGCUUCGUUGUUAUUCAGCGCGCUCUUCUCGUUUGUUGUUAUAUUUAACGGUGUCAUGCAACCAUUCCGUGAGCUAGGCUGGUGGCAGUGGAUGUACAGGGUUUCGCCUUUCACAUAUCUUAUUGAAGGCCUUUACGGUCAAGCGGUCGGCGGACAGGCAAUUGUUUGCGCGUCAACGGAACUUGUUACCAUUGUUCCUCCUACUGGACUUACAUGUGCCGAUUAUAUGGACCCUUUCAUGUCUUACGCGGGCGGAUAUCUAACAAACCCCGAUGCGACGUCGAGCUGCCUCUACUGUCCAUAUCAGACGACGGACCAGUUCAUGUUUUCUGGAUUCAAUAUCGAGUAUUCUCACCGCUGGCGUGAUGUUGGUAUCAUGUUUGGCGUCAUUGCGUUUAAUAUUCUUGCAAUUUUCACACUGACCUACCUAUUUCGCAUUCGGAAGGGUAAUCUUCUGCCGUCAUUCAAGCGUAGACUGUGA